AUGUUUUGUUUGGCUUCUGGUUCAGUUCGAAGAAUUAGGAGACGCGUUUUGUUCGUGUCGCGUUCGUUGUUCGUGUGUUUGAGUUAUUUGUAUAUUUGUUUAUUAUUUGCAACAAAUUAUUGUUUGGUUGUAAUCGCAUGUGCUUCAAGGUAUAAUCUAUGCAAUAAACUUGCAUUGUCAUGAGAUAGCAUACAUCCCUUUAGGUUUACCAUUGGGUUAUAUGCUUGGGCAAUUCUUAAGAAACUCUCAGAGAGAGAAUACAAUGUUUCCGGAGCCAGACUCUAUUGGAAAAUAUUUUCACGAGCUUUUCAAAGGUGUACCCGAUCAGCAGAAGAAAAAAUCAGAAUGGAAGAAAACCAAAAAAGGAAAACCUCAAAAAGGGAAAGACAAGAAGAAAACCAAGGUGGAAGCUUUGGGAGAUGUGUCGAGUCCUCCAGAGGUGGAACUGCCUGGCAACGCUUCAAGCUUUGCAGUGUUUGCAACGGUGCGCAUGGCAGUGCUCGAGUGCUGGAUGAAGGAGGCUUGUGAGAUCUAUCUGCAGUCCAGUGGAAGCUCUCCUGCUACUUAUGUGGCUGCAGAUUCCGACACUGAUGACGACGAAGGAGACGUUGAUAAGGAGCUGAAUGCUCCUGCUCGCAUACCUAAGAUUGUUGGCGUGGGGCUACGCAGUGUGUUUGAGCUGAUCAGGGAGAGUCGUCAUACGUACCCGGAGUUGUGCACAAGGGCUCUCAGUGCACUCCUGGAUGUAAUACAAGGACAGCAGCCAGAAGGGUUGAAAGCAGAACCUGCUGAGGUCAUCGAACCGCUUUUCAAGCUGCUACUUGAGCUAGCUACGUCAUCCGGUGAGCCCCCAACAUCACACAAUGAUGGCUCCAAUCUCACAGCAGUUGCAUGUGCUUGCCUGCUCAGUCUGGUGGUGGUGCGCGGAGAGACAGGGAAACUAUUGGCAGCUACCGCUGCACUGCUCAUGUCCCCUCGCAUUCUUGCCACCCAGAACAUAGUGUUGCCUGUUGCGGUGGCAGCACUGCAGCGCAGUGUUCAUGGGGUGCUAUUGGGUAAGGUGGUGCGACCAGACUGGAUAACCCAUGGUGUACCCAAAACUGCAAAACUGAGCUCAUUCAAACUGAAACUGCCUGGAGAUGGCCAAGGUGGCAACAAGGCGAUGGCCAGUGAUGGACAGUACCUGUAUGUUCACUCGUCUCGUGGACUGUUCAAGUUCGGAUCAGGCUAUUCCGGUACAAUCCGAGGCCAUGUGUACCAAUAUAAAUCUGACUUCUACAAUGACAAGCGUGGGUGGCUAGGGUUUGCCCAGGGUCAGCUGUACUACCGUAGCCUGGACAAAGGAGAGCUGGUGACUAUAGACACAACCUCACUGACUGUACAACAAGUAGUAAGGAUUGAGGUGGAUGGAAUGAUGUUCUCUGAUGGUGACCAGCUUGGGAUUGUUACUGCUACUAGAGAUGAUGGAUUCGUGGUCCGCACCCUAAACCCUGGGGGCAGUCCAAUCUACUCUGUUAGUGAGUUACCACUCAAGCUGGCCCGAAAAUGUCUUGAUGUGUUUGGUACUGCUUCAUAUGACGAAGAGAGCAACAUACACAGCCUCAACACUGGCUAUGACGAUGAGGUUUCGUCUAUCUAUGGUGCAAGAGAAUUCUGCCUCUUAAGAACCACCUCGGGCAAGAUUCUAUAUUGCGGGAAGCCAUCAGCUUUAGGACUGAAGCAAGGUGGCAAUGCAGGCUCGCGCUGGCAGGAGCUGAUAGUAGCCAAGGCUCCCAGGAUAGCUCAAGUUGCAGCGGGUCAUGAGGGGCUGCACGCUGUACUGGUGGGGGAUGAUGGGUCGGUCUACUUUACUGGGACUGCUAGGCGGGGCGAGGAUGGAGACCUAAAUAAACCCAGGCGCCAAUUGAAAGCUGUGAAGCCCAAGAAGAUAACCAAGAUAGAGCCAUCGUUUGUGGUGGCAGCAGCAUGUAACAUUGGAACUACAGGCCUUGUCACCAAGGAAGGGGAACUGUACAUGUAUGGAAAGGACAACACACACUGUGACAUCAACACAGGCCUGGUGAAAGAUUUGAAGGAAGUACAUGUGGCUCAAGUUGCUCUCGGCAAGGCACAUGCUGUAGCGCUGACCAACAAGGGCUGUGUCUACACGUUCGGGAUUAAUAACAAGGGACAGUGUGGUCGUGAGUUUGUCUCCCAAGUGAAAGAGGCCACAGUGGUCGCCAUGGAGACUACAGUAGAGGAGGAAGGAGGGGAGGAGGAAGAGGGAGAGUGGGAGGACACUCAAGAGGUGAUGUGUGCACCAGGACAACACAAGUGGAAGCAUGACCUGUGUAUGGUGUGCACUGUGUGUCGAGAGUGCACAGGCUACAGUAUCAGCUGUCUGAGCAGUAUGAGACCUGACCGCAAUCCUGGACAAGAGUGUGGCUGCGGAGAAGGUGACUCUGGAUGUGCAGAGUGUGGCUGUUGCCGGAUUUGCGCCAAGGAGAAUGUAGACAACUCCGAGCUGGCUAUACUUGGCCCUAGUGGAGCCGGGGACAUAGCCGGCAUGAUGAGACUGGAUCUCAUAUUUGGCGGUCGUCAUGGAGCAAGACUGCAAGAUCACUUGCAGCGCAGACUGGAGGAGCGCAAGCUGCGACAGAGAGGCAAGCUGGGCUCCAAGCACAACGGACUCAAGCUGAAGGGGGCCAACAACCGUCCUGGUCCCAGUAUCCAACCUCCCCCAGCAGUCACCAAGCCCCCUAUACCAUUCCGUACCCCUGUACCUGCUACGGCUCCCGCACUUGUUGUUGAGGAAGUGCCCGGAGGGAGUGAUGUGGAGAAGGAAACCACCAGGGUGACAUCCUUACCUCCAGGCCAACUUCACCUGCCCAAUGACAUUCCAGUAGUUCAAAUAGCAUGUGGGCUACACCAUACAUUGCUGCUGACCCAGAAUGGAGAAGUGUAUUCGUUUGGCAGCAACAGCUAUGGGCAGCUAGGUGUGGGCGAUAUCAUGAUCAGAGGAGGUCCGGUGCUAGUAAAGCUGCCAGGGAUGGCCACUGGUAUUGCAGCUGGUAGUAACCACUCUGUCGUCCUCAUGGCCAACGGACAGGUCUAUACCUUCGGAAACUACCAGAAGGGGCAGCUAGGCCGACCCGCACCAGAUGGCAGUAUGGUGGCACAGGGCAGGAAGGAGCGCCGGCCAGAUGCCGCCGGAUGGUAUGCCACACCAGGAUUGGUUGCCGGUGUGGGUCCUCGCCACGGCCGCCGAGCCACCUGGGUAGCAGCAGCUGGGGACCAGACAUUCAUGCGGAUAGACGAAAGCCUCAUCAACUCAUUCACUCUCCAGCAGAGCUCUCUCAUGGCCAACAAGAAUUGCAUAGUGUUGUUACCAACUCAGUGUGAGCUGUCUAAGACGUUUAAGUGUCUGGUGAUAAACAAAAGAGAUGGCAACUGCAACAGUUUCCAAGGCAGUGAUCAGGUGGACUUCACCCAGACAGCAACCUGCCUUGACCCCCUCUACAAUAUUCUCUGGUGCUACUCAGAUAGUGGAGACAGUCCGGAGAUAAACAGUUACAAUGUAGUGUGCUGUGAAAACAGAUUAGAGGUGGAAGAAUGUAUCUUGAGACCCCAGUUGUCUCUGCCGUGGACACCUGGAUGUCAGGUGACAAGGUAUCAAGCGGCACUACACCUACUGGGUGUGCUGGACACUCUGACUCAGGCACAGGAGAAACGACUCACUGUACGAGCCCACACUGAUCAAACAGAGACUCAGGACAAAGUCUUCAUCUGGGAUGAUUUCUGCACUGUGAACCGCUUUGAGAGCCAUGGAGGUGGCUGGGGUUACUCUGGUCAUUCAGUUGAAGCCAUCAGGUUCAUGGCAGACACAGAUAUCCUGCUCGCAGGCUUUGGACUGUUUGGUGGCCGGGGGGAGUACACAGGCAAAAUCAAGUUAUAUGAUAUUGGAGUGGAUGGAGGAGAGCAAGAGAGUGAUGGGGAAGUCAUUGCUGAGAUAGAGGAGGUGCCCUAUGAGUGCGGCCCCAGGCAGAAGUACCCCAUGCUGUUUGACGAUCCCAUCCCACUACAGGCAAACCGCUGGUACGUGGCAUGGGCGAGAGUGAGUGGACCGUCCAGUGACUGUGGAUCCAGCGGGCAGGGGAUGGUCAGCACAGAAGAUCAAGUGGUAUUCUACUUCAAAUCAUCCAAGAAGUCUAACAACGGUACAGAUGUGAAUGCCGGCCAGAUUCCACAACUGCUAUACCGAGUGGUAACGCCGGAGAACCAGACUGCAACUAGACAGACAGACACUUGUGAGCCCGUCUACAUCCUCAGCAAGGAGUUCUCUCGGGCUGUGUCGACGGAAUGUUUCCGUUCUCUACUGAGCCUGCUACAGUGGAGCUGGGCAGCAUUCAAGGCUGGGUUGACACAGUCAGCUGUGGUCACAGUAGCCAGUAGCUCUACUGCCAGCCACCUCACCGCACUACUGGACUUGGAACGGCUAGUGUAUGUCUGCCGAGCCUGCCUUCGACUACUGAAGACAUACAUCAACGAGAUCUACCCCAACCAAGUAUCACACAAGAAAGUUACCCAGGAGUCUAUCCGAUUGGCUGAGUGCGUAGGAGACGUCAGGGCUUUAUUGCGCACGAUCCUGUCAGACUCUCUGCCUUCACUGCGUAGGAAGAAUCAAGGAAGCCAAUACAGCAAGAUGUCCCUAGAGGUGCUAGAAGAGUGCCAUCAGACGUUUGUGGCAUGUUUCCACGCUUUCUACCCAACAGCCUUCCUCAAGUGGACAGCUUUAUGUGACCUGCUAGCCUCAAUGGACAAGAAGGGUGACUUAGACCGGCUAGUCAGUGCAGUGGUAGCAGCUCUGUGUAGCCCCACAGUGCGUCUCCGCUCCACCUUUCCCAUCUCCACAUCCCCUGAUGGGGAUGGCCAUAACCUACUGCGCAAGCAGCUUUCUCCCUCUGACAAUUCAGGACUACCCAUGAUGCCAGGAAUGGACACCCAUCACUAUCCCAUACUGGUGGAACAGAUGAGUUAUAGAAGUCAGGUUAAUUUCAUCGAAACUACAAAACAGAGAAAUCUGAAUGAACCGUCUGAUGAGCUAUUACGACUCCAGGUGGAAGUCGCAUCAGUGUGGCAGUUCAAGGAUGUCCUGGACCAUUUGCUGGACAUAGUGACUCUGUCUAUAAAGCAAGCCCUGCGGCUGGAGAAGGUCACCCACUCCUCGCAGUUGGUUACCAACAGUUGUCACCUACUGGCCAAGGUCGUGGCAGAACUCGCUGCCCAGGCUAGGGGUAUCGAUGAGGACUUGGAGGGUGCCUGUGGGCGGGUGAUGCAUGCCACUCCCUCCCGCUUCAUGCGUACCAACCAAACUCGGACUUGGAACACUGGCAAUGGAUCACCAGACGCCAUCUGCUUCACGGUGGACCGUGGUGGAGUAGUUGUGGCAGGAGUGGGCGUCUACGGUGGAGCAGGAACAUACGACUAUGAAUUGGAGCUGUUGGAUGAUGUAAGUAACACAAACAACGAUGCAUCACACGGUCAACGAUGGAACAGUCUGCAACUCACUAGAGGCUCAUUCGGCCCAGACGAUUGUCAAGCUGAUGAUAUUGUGGAGCUAAUGUUUGACUAUCCUGUCUACAUCAAGGAGAAUGUAAAGUAUGCUAUCAGGCUAAGGAAUCACGGUGGCCGCACUAGUAACGGUGAUGGAGGGGUGAGCUCUGUUAAGGGUCCAGAUGGCGUCACUUUUACUUUCUCCACCUGCUCACUUAACUUCAAUGGGACUACACCCACCAGGGGCCAGAUACCUUACAUCCUCUACUUCAGUAACCCCCAAGACUCAGAGGGCCAGGCCAGCAGUAAGGCAAUGGUUGAGGCUCAGGCACGUCGGUCCACACUGACACUGGCGGGGGCUAUCGUGAGCCGGUCCGCCGAACUAUUAGCACUAGCCAGAGAGCGGGCAGAAGAGGUGACAGCUUCUGAUGUGCUCGGGUCUGCCUGCCUGGUCACCACCCUGCUGCCUCUCAUGUUGGCUCACAUAAGUCCCCUAGCCACCUCUGACCCCAGGAGUGGAGUACAAGUACUCAGCCUAAUACAAGAGUUACUGCCUCAUGUGUCUGCUCUGAACCUCCUGAGCUGUGGGAUGGGACAGUCUGUUUGUUCCGUAGAGAGCAUCUCCUGUCCAGACAACAAUCACACCACCACCAGUCACCACUAUGUCUGGGUGGAGAGUGACCACCCUUACAAGCCUGCCACUAUCUCCAAUUACAGGGUGGUAUUUCCCGAGUGUGUCAAGUGGGUGUGUGUGGAGUUCUCACCAGAAUGUGGCACAGCUCAAGCUGAAGAUUCUCUGCAACUAUACAUCCCAGCGACUAACACUGCAUCAGCAACCGCUGCUAGCACCAUAGCCCCCACAGUCCCCGCCGAGGACUCUGUGCCAUAUUACCCGGUGCUACAUAGAUUCAGCAAUAUUCCCUCACAAUGGCCGCAGUCUGCAGUCGUUCUUCCAGGUAAUGAAGUGAUAUUCUCACUGGAGACUGCAUCGGACUACAUGAAGGAUGAAAAGGCCUCGUUCUAUGGCUUCAAGUGUCUCGUUGUAGGCUACGAAGGAAACCAGGUCAGCAGUGAUGGCCUGAGACACCUAGAGACAGAGCUGUCCUUCUUGGGCGGGAUGUGUGCGGCCUCCCUCAUGAGAAGGGACCUAGUGCUGCCAGUCUCCUCUGUGGACGAGAUUGAUGAAGAAGUCGAAGCUGUAGAAGAGAUCGCCCAACAAGUCUAUACCAAACACGCAAGUUUGCUGGGGAAGGGGUUUGCUCUGGCCAGUGCUCCCACCAUCAACCAGGCACUUGAAGGAGUUCUUCCAUUCAGCUGCCACUGCAAUGAGCGCCUGUUCCUGCGCGACUUGGUGGUGUGCACACCUGGGACCAGCGGAGGUCGCCUGGCACGCUGGUUGCAGCCCGAGAGUCACGUGGACCCCGCGCGAUGUCAGCUGCUCUACCCGCGCGACGAGAUGCGCUGUGGUUGGCCAGCUGUCGUCAACCUCACAACCAAGGACCAGUACGGGCAGGUUGUGCACGUGCCCUACCUCAAGAUUGAAGUAAAAGCAGUACCCAUCGACAAAAAGGAGGCCGGAGAUAGCCGCAAGGUGCGCCGCGUGAGUCAACCAGAUGAGCUGACAUUUGGGGGCCAUGCACAACCCAGCCUGGACACACCGUACGAGGCUACUGUCCGAGACCAGAUGUGCUACAACGCGAUCACCAUGAUGAAGGUAUAUGAGAACUACUCAUUUGAAGAGCUGCGCUACACGUCUCCAGCUGUGAAAAGAACCAGUGAGACCAUGUUGGUGCGGCCCAACAGUGAUGGGACCUACAGUGCCACUUGGACCCCAGGCUCGGUGGGCUGGUAUUGUAUCCAUGCCACCAUUGAUGGCUACACUAUGGAAGAGGUACACAAGGUGGAAGUGAAGGACCCACCCCAAGGUAUCAUGCCCCCCACGCAGAGCCAUACGCCCCGUAAGGCCACUCACCAGCCCAAUAGGUUACGCAAGUUUGUUGCACGUAACAGUGCCGGCCUACGUGUCCGUGCACAUCCAUCUUUGCAGAGCGAGCAGAUAGGGGUAGUCCAUGUCAAUGGCACCAUUGCCUUUGUUGAUGAAAUACAUAACGAUGAUGGUGUCUGGCUCCGACUGACUCAGGACACAAUCAGGCAGUAUUGUCACAACUCCUACCCUGAGGCAUGGUGCCUCCAAUACAACCAGCACCUGGGGAAAACACUCCUGCUGCCACUCCAAGAGCCCAAGACAGUCCUGGACCAUGUGGUGAGGGAGAGCCGAGGGAAACCUACCACAUCCCACGAAAUACCGAAGGUAUUAGAAGCGACCAGCUACAAGGUGGUGAAGUGUGGAGCCUCAGGCCACAAUGUGAGGAGCAGCCCCAGUCUGACGGCCCCACCCAUUGGGAUGCUACACUUUGGCAACCACAUCACUGUCACCUGCCACAGCAUCAACAAGGAGGGAACUUGGGUGCAACUGGACAAAGAUACGAUCAGCAACUGUUGCUUCAACCUGGAAGAGGAAGCCUGGUCCCUUGCUACCGACAAGAAUAACUUUGUCUAUCUUCGACCAGACAAGAUCGAGAAAGAUUCGGAAGCAGGUCCCAGCAGCUCUCCUGAUGUAUUCAGCCCCUCACUCUCCAAGGCAAGUCAGCGAGGUUUUGACUUCUCUGGCCCUGACAACCCAACCGUGUUCCCCGUGUUCACUCCUCCCUCGUCCUCUGUCAACAACAGCAACCCUUUUGUCUUCGGUUCAUCUGUUCCAGCCCUUCCAGUCAAAGAUGAAACCAAGACAUCUCUCAAAGAUUCCUCCAUCAAGUCCUCAGGUCCCAAAUGGUUCAAGCCAGCAGAAGAACCAAAGCCUCCAACUUCAAAAGUCUCCUAUUCAAGGGACAUGCCUCCUGAACUGGCUGGCGUCUCUGUGAAAGAUCUUGUGAAAGCGAUUGGUGAGAGUCGGGCCAACGGUAAUGGUGUGACUCCGCCUGACACUCCGCGACGGUUGUCUCGCAGUUCAUCACCUCUUGUCUCACGUGACAGCCGCAGCUCCAGUCCUGUACCCAUCCCAGCCUUUCCUGGUAAACACAGGACCCAAGGGGGUCGACCGCUGGGAGGGGUGUUCCUGGACAGUCCCAGCAGCAGCCCUCAGGCAUGUGGCUCCCCUCGCAGUAUCGGCAUCUCACCUCUAGUUUCAGGAGCCAUGCAGGACAGCAUGUCACAGAGGCGGGGCUCCACCCAGAGCGACACCAGUGCCCUGGUCAGCAGUUUGACCCGAGACCUCACUCCCAGUCCUAGUGGAAGCUCUCUACAUAGUGCCAAGAGUGUCACCACUCCAGAGACACCCAGGAAAGCCCAGCAGGAGAGUGACUCCAGCUCCAGGUCAAUGGCACAGGCGGGCACACAGACUUCUCCAGAGGCUGUCAAGGGCCAUUUCAGCAUCGGCACUGGAGGUCCCAAGGAUGAGAGCAGGCUAUCCCCCAAAAUGGGUAGGAAGGAUAGACCCAGCCGCAGCAUUAAGCGAGCUAUGUCUCCUCAGCAGCAAAGACCUCCUCAGCAGGAAGUGAGGGAGCCAGUGAAGGAAGCCAUGAGCCCAUCAGUUGCCGAAAGCCUAAGAGCCACAUUUGCAGCAUUCUUAUGGCAUGAAGGGAUUGUCCAUGAUGCCAUGGCUUGUGCCUCCUUUCUAAAAUUCCAUCCUACCUUACCCAAGCAAGGAGCCAUGGUGGUUACACGCCAUACUGACAGAGCUAGACCAACCAUGACCCGCCACUCUGUGGAGGUGAGUACGGCAGGCAGCUAUCUGCACAUUCAGCCAUCCACCUUAGAGACUCUGACUCGUUCCGCCGCUAACGCCAAUGCUAGCCGUCACCGAGGCCGUGGUAAGACCGGUGUUAUACAGGAGGAGACUACCCCUGCCACCGCCCCGCCUCAGCUACAGACAGUUACUGUCCUACCUCCCGCCCUCCGCUGCCUGGUCUUCCUCUGGGAGGAGUUGACUUCUAGUUGUCUACAGACAUUUGCCACCAAUGCGUAUCUGCCAAGUCCAUCACAGUCAGCGGGGCCAGUACUGCCCAAGGUAGGAGGACGAGGAAAAGUAGUGGGAGGUGAGGCAGGUGCCGCAGAGGGCGAGGGAAAGCUGAAAGCUCGCAAGAAGAAAGAAUGGAAGGGAAUGGUGGUUGUGGAUAUGUCUGUACCUGCAGACAGAGGCACUGUACACAAAGCCCCUUGUGAGCUGUGCGGAGGUGUCUACCCCCAACCGAUCACCUACCACAUGAGACAGGCUCACCCAGGCUGUGGGCGUCAUGCAGGAGGAAAGGGUUACAACAGUCGAGGCAAUUUCUGUGUGGGCUGGGCCGGCAACUGUGGUGAUGGAGGAGUUGGCGGCAGUUCCUGGUAUCUGGUCUGUGAGAGUUGUCGUGACAAGUAUCUGCAAGGUAAGAAACAAUCUUCAGCUAAGAAGACUUCCCGGAAGAAGACGACCAUUGUCGCCCCUUCAACUACCAAAGCGAGCUCACCCGCUUCAGACAUCCCAGCAAUCGCAACAAGCCAGGGAUACCUGGAGACCCAUGUUGUGAUGAAGAACAAUGCCAUGUUCCUAUUGGAGCUGUCUUCUGGGGCAGAUCCCCAGCCCCUCAACCCCAGCCCCCCAGAAAGUGGAGGUCCCUUUCCCCCUCCUGGACCUCUCCAGUGUCUCCAUGCGCUGGGAGUCCCUCCUUCCACACUAGUCGAUGACUGCCACUUCCUUCACGACGAGCGAGAGACCGGGCGUGGUGGCAGGCGAGACAUUGAUCCCACAGCUACAUAUUCGCUGGUGUCAGACUCUAUGACCAGUGACAGUGAUAGUGACAGCAGCAAGGGGAGAUUGUUUCACCGUUCUGUCUCCAUGGGAACUAGUGGCGCACCGUGGAGUCGGCGUGAAGGUGAUGGUCGUGUCAUCAUGAUGAGGAAACGUAACAACAGUACCUGUGAUGCUGUUAACGAGCCAGUGUCAUCACUGCUGUGUGUGCCGUCGGCGGCCUUACAGCGGUUGGUACCUACUCUAUGCCAGUCAGCGAUAGUCUCCGUGGAGAAGCCUGGCAUUGAUAUCCUCGGCCGUCCAGUCCUACAAUUCCUGCUACAGCAACACAACCUACCCUGUCUGCAGGCUGCCAUGCGCCGAGCUUUACAUAAGGCCACAUGCCGUGUCUACGCCAUGCAGGCCCUGAACUGGUUACUUCGCAGUGUGACCCAGAGUACCUGUCUGCAUGAUUUGUUGUGGUGGCUGGUGGCUGCACUGUCCCCUGCCAUAGUGGAACCUGAGCCACCUACUUCUGGAGCAGACCCCAAACCAGACAAGAAAGAAGAUCAUGAUGUUCCUGGGAUCUGUGAGCAUCCCCUCAGUGAUAUGAGCCUAGUAGGAGAGAGUGUGCAGCCCCUAGCCUCCACCUUCCAUGCUCUUCUACAGACGGUGGCAGAUCUCAUGCUCAUGCUGCCCAUGGGAUCGGCACUACAGCAGAUGGCGGUGCGAUGUUGGGGCAUCCGGUUCACACAAGCCGACCACAUGUUCCUUCACAGGAGCCACGUGUUUAGCAACAUCAGCAAGAUUCUCUCUCGCUCAGAGGAAGAACAAGAUGAUACCAGCCUCAGCAUGCAAGAGAGUCACCAUUCCACCUACUCUCAGAUGCACAGUUUUGUGGAGAUCCUAAAAGACUUGACGCCGGGGAUGGAAGUCAAGGCGUCAUCCCGUCAGGCAAUGGUGGGCAGUCUUACUGAUAACUCCACGGAGACCUUCUGGGAGUCUGGUGAUGAGGAUCGCAACAAGACUAAGACUAUAACACUCACAUCUCCUCCUCGCUCCAGUCUCCAUUUGGUUUAUAUACACAUCGACAAUUGCCGUGAUCUGGCGAACAAAGUGUCCAGUGUGACAUUCCAGACUGGCCCCAACAUUGAGGAGCUGUACAAGAUUCGCACCAUAGAAGUGGAGAGCAGAGCCACUGGUUGGUUCAGUUGUACUGUUGUGGACCGGGAACACAGCGUAGUGCGGCUGGAGCUGAAGGGGCCAGACAACUCUCUGCGGCUGAGACAGAUCCGAGUUCUAGGAGAGAUGGAGGGGGAGCCUCUCAAACAGGGGCGCCAACAUAGUGCCCUCACCAUUCAGCAGCGCAACACUGAAGCCGAGACUCUCAAGGUGUUCCGACUCAUCACAUCUCAGGUGUUUGGACAGCUGUUUACAAGAGAGGAGGACUCCGCAGUUCAGAAGACCAAUGGCUCGAAUGUGAAUAUGGUGUUCGGAAAGCUGAUAACAGGAGAACAGGAGGAGCCCACAGUUGAGGAGACCAAUGAUCUGAAGGAGCACAUGGUGGGCAUACUGUUCAGUCGCAGCAAGCUCACUCACUUGCAGAAGCAGGUGUGCACACACAUCGUCCAGGCAAUUCGCAAGGAGACGGCUGCGCUACGCGAGGAUUGGGAAACACGGCUAUGCUCCGGUACUCAGGCCAACGAUGCUCCAGAUACUUACUGUUUCGAGAUGCUGUCCAUGGUACUAGCCCUGAGUGGCUCAAGUGUGGGACGGUCGUACCUGGCUCUCCAGCAGACGCUGCUCACUGACCUCCUGAGUCUUCUGCACACCGGAUCAGCCAGAGUACAGCGGCAGGUAACUCUGCUGCUCCGGCGCAUGUUGCCAGAAGUGGCACCCCAGACUCUAGCUCACCUGACAUCUGUACCCAGGCUGCCACCUACAGAUUUCAGUGCUGCCACCUCCACCAAGAGCUCUGAUGCAGAGUUCGACCCCCAUAGGGUUGGAAUCCUGGACGUGUUCUUGAGCGUUAUUGCCAAAGCCCUGACAGUGCAGGUCAAAGUUAAGGCCAAGGAGGGUAAGGGCGUGACCUCUGUUACCCUGGCCACAGCAAUACACCCACGAGACCAAGUUGGUAAGCGCUGGUGGUUGCGCGGUUGCAUUUCUCGCAAACUGGCUGAGGACAUAAUUCAACUCAUCAAAGACAUGUCUGCGGGUAAACUGUCAGAGAUGUGGGCAAGAGUGACCAAGGGUGCCAUAGCCGAGAAUAUCAUGAACCUAACAAAGCUGUCAGAGGUACAGCGUGGUUCUGCCGAGUGUGCCAGGUGUCCUACCCUGUGGUUAGCCUUGGCGUCCCUUUGUGUACUUGAUAACGAUCAUGUGGAGAGACUGUCGUCCGCGCAGUGGCGCAAUGCAGCUGACGGGAACCCUCCUCCUCCCAGACCCACGUGUAACAACCAUGACGAUGGAGAGACUUUGGCCAUUAUACAGUGUAAUGUGUGUGGCAGCCUGUGUGCUGACUGCGACCGGUUCCUGCACUUACACCGGCGAAUGCGCAUGCACCACAGACAGGUGUGUAAGGAGGAAGAAGAGGCAAUCCGUGUGGACUUACAUGAAGGGUGUGGUCGGACUAAGUUAUUCUGGGCCCUGUUGCUGGCUGACUCCUGCACCCUCAAGGCCAUGGUGGAGUUCCGGGAGGGAACCCGCCCCAACAGCAAGGCGCCGGGUGUUGUCAGUGGGGUGUGUCGCUUCUGUGGUGCUACCGGCAGUUCCGGUCUCCUGGAAAUAGGGAACAUCUGUGCUGACCAGGAAUGUCAGGACCAUGCUCACAACGCUUGCACCAAGAUGCACGUCUGUGGUCAUCUGUGCAGUGGCAUUUCUGGAGAGACAGAAUGUCUGCCGUGUCUUCAUGGCUGCUCCGGGGACCUCACUCUCAAGCAGGAUGCAGACGAUAUGUGCAUGAUCUGCUUCACCGAGGCUCUCUCUUGCGCUCCUGCCAUCCAGCUCAAGUGUGGACAUGUGUUCCAUCUCCACUGCUGCCGCAAUGUUCUGUCCAAGCGGUGGGCUGGGCCAAGGAUCACAUUUGCAUUCUCUCAGUGCCCAAUCUGCAAGGCACCCAUGGAACACCCAGUGCUGGGCGAGCUGCUGGCUCCUAUCUUGUCACUCUUGGAGGAUGUCCGUAGAAAGGCUGUAAUGAGAUUGGAGUACGAGGGACUGGACAAGGGCCGAGCGGACCCUGCCUCUUACGCUAUGGACCGUUAUGCCUACUAUGUUUGCUUCAAGUGCAACAAGGCGUACUAUGGAGGAGAGGCUAGAUGUGAUGCAGAGCUGGGUAGUGGUGACUUUGACCCUGCUGAGUUGGUUUGUGGGGCCUGCAGUGACGUGUCUCGGGCACAAAUGUGCCCCAAACACGGCACUGACUUCCUUGAGUACAAGUGUCGCUACUGCUGCUCUGUCGCUGUGUUCUUCUGCUUCGGCACCACCCACUUCUGCAACGCCUGCCACGACGAUUUCCAACGUGUCACUAACAUACACAGAGAUGAACUGCCAACUUGUCCAGCUGGACCGAGAGCCAAACAGUUGGAUGGAGACGAGUGUCCAUUACAUGUCAAGCACCCGCCUACUGGGGAGGAGUUCGCUCUUGGUUGCGGAGUUUGCCGCAAUGCCCACACGUUCUAAUUAUGCUUCCUCCUUCACUCGUUUUAGAAUAUUUUAAGUUGAAUAGAAUAUUCUCUUAGUAUAACCUGCACAUUGAAAUGUACUAAGAAUACUGAGUGCUAUCAAAAUGUAAUUUAAUUAGUUUUAAUCUAUUUUUAAUUCCUCUAUAAGGAUCUUUUAUCAUCUGUUUUUUAUUUGAAUUAGGCUAAGACUUAUUGUUAGUUAAACAAUUAUUAUAAUUUAAACGGUUGCUAUUGCCUUGAAUUUCUGUUCCUUUACUAGCAGAAAAUAGUGCUAUUUACGUUAUAAGAUUAAUAUUAUUGAACUGCCUCUCUGAUGUUGUGUUUUAGCGCUUCUUAAUUUGCACUUGUAAUUUAUUGUGAUGACUGUGCUGAGUAAGUGAUUUUAAAAUAAAUAUUUACCUUGUCUUAA
Messenger RNA from Homalodisca vitripennis (glassy-winged sharpshooter), 14386 nucleotides. RefSeq names its product E3 ubiquitin-protein ligase MYCBP2 (gene hiw). The record is from RefSeq and is a predicted model, not a curated record. Gene Ontology annotation, cellular component: nucleus. The transcript is spliced from 77 exons. NCBI's taxonomy places the organism in Eukaryota, Metazoa, Arthropoda, Insecta, Hemiptera, Cicadellidae. Bases 221 to 13975 code for a protein of 4584 amino acids.